GAGGAGCUUCUGGGCGACUAGAAAUGUCAAUCAGAGCAAAAGGCGUCCCAAUAAUCUAAAGCAAUCUGUAAGGACCUGACCUUCGUCCAUUCAGAUCAAUAGGGAAGCGAGGGAGGGAAGCGACCGGCGGAUCGUUUACGCGCGUCCCGUUUUCGGAGGAAAUAUAGACUUCCCUUACACUUUUGUACUCACUGUACACUGGAUAUCGCGGCGCGCAUCGAGAAAAGCGAUUUUGUUUGUGUGUGUGCGCGCGCGUGCGUGCGUGCGUGCCUGUCUGCGUGUAUUUUAGCAGACAGUUGUUGGGUUUUUUUUCUUCUCCGUCCCCCCUCCCCACCCCAACUACAAUGUCUUUCCCACAGUUGGGAUACCAGUACAUCCGACCGAUAUACCCUCAAGAAAGGCAAGGGAUCGGCAGCGCGCGCAGCGGGAGCGAGCUGAGUCCGUCAGGCACGCUCUCCAACGUUCUCUCCACCAUGUACGGAUCACCUUUCACCGCCGCACACACCUACGGAGCGUUCCUUCCUUAUUCAAACGACCUGUCCAUUUUCAGUCAGUUGGGAGCUCAGUAUGAGCUAAAAGACAGUCCAGGUGUCCAGCAUCCAGCGUUUGCCCAUCCUCACCCUGCAUUCUACCCGUACGGCCAGUACCAGUUUGGAGACCCGUCCAGACCCAAAAAUGCAACACGGGAGAGCACAAGCACGCUGAAGGCCUGGCUGAGCGAGCACCGCAAGAACCCGUACCCCACCAAGGGCGAGAAGAUCAUGCUAGCAAUCAUCACCAAGAUGACCCUCACCCAGGUGUCCACCUGGUUCGCCAACGCCCGGAGGAGACUGAAAAAGGAGAACAAGAUGACGUGGACGCCGCGCAACCGCACAGACGAAGAAGGCAACGUGUACGGCAGCGACCACGAGGGCGACGACGGCGACAAGCGCGACGACGAGGAAGAGAUCGACCUGGAGAACAUCGACACGGAACACAUCGAGAGCAAAGACGAGCUGGAUGAGCAGGACGAGCUUCACUCGGACUCCAAGCUGGACGCCAGCUGUGACUCGGAAGUCUCGGACGGCUAUGAGGAUUUACACGGGCCCGAGCCGAAGCUUUUAAAAGCAGUGGUCCAGGAGGGCAAAGACGCGCAUGGGGAUGAAGACGCUGAGCGGCCCGAUCACUUCCACCACCACCAUCAUCACCUCCAUCAUCACCAUCACCUUCCUCAUUCGUUAGACCUCAAAACUCAGCCUCCCAGCAGUGAUCAGAUCAAACUCAACCCGGUGUCCAACUCUCCUCCUGCUGAGAACAACGCAGCCCCAGUACAGAAACCUAAGAUCUGGUCUUUGGCUGAGACAGCCACGAGCCCGGACAAUCCCCGGAAAUCUCCACUCGUGAACGGGAGCUCAUCACAGGCCGUCCUGCCUCCACACAGACUCGUUUCAUGCCCAGUGGGCAAACUGCAGAACUGGACGAGCCGUGCGUUCUCUGCGCACCAGCUCGCGCUGCUCAACUCGAACCACUAUUUAGGACUGGCCAAUCAGGCUUCAGCCAACGGCCUCGCGCUCUACACCGGCAACAGGCACACGGAAGAGCGCAAUGUCAGCUCAGAGACUGCACACACAGGUACAUCUCAUCCCCCUCACUGAGCCUGGGCCACCAUUUCAAUACUCCUCGUGAACGUGGACAUUGUUUUCGUUUUUCCUAUCCAGUGUGUAUAUAUAUAUAUAUAUAUAUAUAUAUAUAUAUAUAUAUAUAUAUAUAUAUAUAUAUAUAUAUAUAUAUACAUUUUGUUGUUGUUGUUGCUCUACAAAACUCCAUGCUUUUAAAGAAUUUAAUUACACGGAAGGAGCAUGCGCAUUUAAGAGAGGGGGGAUAAAGCAUAAAAAAAAAAAACUUUAGGUUUUUUGGUAAGGCUAUUUUAAAAUCCUGCCCUCAUAAUCUACAUACAAUCAGGAAUCCAGACUAAUUAUAUUAUCGCAUUUUUUGGUUAUUUCAGAAAGAUCUAGUGCCUUGGAAGCAGAAAGUAAAAAAAAAAAAAGAAAGAAAAAAAAGAAAAAACAGUGCGUCAUUCUCACAAACUGUAUCUUGGCGAUUUCAUUUUCCAAUAUCAUCAUACGAACAUUUGAUUUACGCAAUUGUGUUUUUGGACACACGAGUCUCAUCCAGAUUUCCAGAUUUCUUUGUUUUUGUAUUGUUUUGCUUCGCUUUGUUUUUUUUUUGUUUUUUGUUUUACUCUUGUGUAGCUGAAUGUCCAAUGUCAAAUACCAUCUCAAACGCGUCGUUUGGCAAUAAUUCAAACAAAAUAGUCUACAAAAAAAACAACCCUUUUCCAAACAACCAGAUCUACUUUGCAACUUUCACUUUCUUGUUCUCAAAACCUUUUCUAACUUUUCCCCAUGUCUCUUAGGCCUCUUAAGACCAACCUGAAGCUGCCAUGUUAUUAUCCAACCCCCUUCCCCCCCACCAUUUCUUCAUACAGACUCUUUUAUAAAUUUCCAUUUGAACCUGUUGUAAGGAAUGAAAAAAAAAAAAAAAAAGAAUGACACACCCUGUGUACUUACAUUGUAAGCAUGUCCUUGUGUAUAAUUGCUAAUGCAAUGCUGUAAAAAAUUGUAGUCUGUGUGUUUUUUCUUUUCCUUCUUUUCUUUACUUUUGUUUUGUGAGGAUUUGAUGUUGCAAUGUUUUGUAUAUAUAACGAAAAGUAAGAAAAUGUACAUAAUUGUGAUCCAAAAUUGUACAAGAAAGUCUAUAUUUUGGCUAAUAAAUGAACUGCGGCAACUGAAAAUAUUGAA
This is a messenger RNA of Silurus meridionalis, 2780 nucleotides long. It is a transcript of the gene irx3a, whose product is annotated as iroquois homeobox 3a. The transcript is spliced from 2 exons. Gene Ontology annotation, biological process: cell development; neuron differentiation; regulation of transcription by RNA polymerase II. The record is from RefSeq and is a predicted model, not a curated record. NCBI's taxonomy places the organism in Eukaryota, Metazoa, Chordata, Actinopteri, Siluriformes, Siluridae. Bases 345 to 1634 code for a protein of 429 amino acids. Gene Ontology annotation, cellular component: nucleus. Gene Ontology annotation, molecular function: RNA polymerase II cis-regulatory region sequence-specific DNA binding; DNA-binding transcription factor activity, RNA polymerase II-specific.